AUGAGAAAACGGGGUUCUACCAAAGAUUAUGUUGCCUUGUAUGCAGUGCAAUGCUAUAAGUGCUACAAAUGGAGUACAGUUCCAAAAGAAGAAUUUGAGACACUUCGUGAGAACUUCACCAAGGAUCCAUGGUUCUGCAGCAGACGACCAGACUGCUCUUGUGAAGAUGUUGCUGACAUUGAGUAUGACAGCAGCCGCAUCUGGGUUUUGGACAAUCCCAACAUACCAAAGCCUCCACCAGGGACGGAGAGGCUAGUGAUUAUGAGUGACUACAGCAAAAUAGACACAUAUUAUGUCAUGCCCAAUGGGAAGCGUGCAAGGUGUGCUGGUGAUGUGGAUAAGUUUCUGGAGGCAAAUCCAGAGUACAAAAACCGCAUAUCUGCUUCAGAUUUCAGCUUUGCACCACUCAAGGUUGUUGAGGAGACUGUUUCUCACAACUCUGCCUGGAAGGCUGCCAAGGCCAAGAAGCAGGAGAAGGCCGAGGCACAAAAGUGA
Messenger RNA from Miscanthus lutarioriparius, 495 nucleotides. The record is from the annotation of a GenBank genome assembly. Lineage: Eukaryota; Viridiplantae; Streptophyta; Magnoliopsida; Poales; Poaceae.